UCAAUCAGCAUGUGACCACAAGGAGGGAAGUAUAGACAGUAAAAUCAUUGUCAACAAUGUAAUGGAAAAUCGAGUUUACCAAGCAUGAAGCGUUUUUCACCUUUAAGCAUCGUCUUACUGGCGCUCUCCAGUGUAAUUGUCGUCUUGCUGACAGUUCUGAAAAAAGGUGUACCCAUCGUUGCAUCUGUGGACUCCGAUCCCGAGCGUCUCAAUGUUGACAGUUCAGUGUUACGGGCCCUCCUAUGGUACAGCGAUACUGGUGCCGAUGGAUGGACCAAUGGCUCUGGAUACAGCCUGUUUGGAAAUGAUUCUGAUUCAGACGCAGAUUGCAGUGAUGUUCACAAAGUGAACAAAUCAAUGCGCUGUGAUUUCACAAAGACGACGGAUGAUUGUUCUGUUGACGAGGGGUUUGUUGACUACACAGUUUUUGCUUACUGCCAGUUCACUCCUUCCCUUCUGCCACUGGCUCUUGUGAUUUUGUUUAUUUGGUGGCUGUUCUUGUUUAUUGGCCUGGCCAUCACAGCAGAUGAUUAUUUUUGCCCUGCAUUGACAGUCAUAUCAAAGACCCUGCAUCUCAGCCAUAACAUUGCUGGGGUGACUUUCCUUGCCUUCGGUAAUGGAGCACCAGACAUUUUCUCUGCUAUUGCAGCCAUUGGCAAUGCUAAGAAUGGAGAGGCAGGCCUGGCUUUUGGAGCGUUAUUUGGGGCCGGUGUGUUUGUUACCGCUGUAGUGGCAGGCACCAUUGCUAUCAUUCACCCAUUUAAUGCCAUGCAGAGACCGUUUCUCCGAGACAUUGUUUUCUAUUUGGCAGCUGUUUUCUGGACAUUCAGUGUAAUGUGGGACAAAAAGAUCACUAAAAUAGAAGCUAUAGGCUUUAUCCUGCUGUACAUUGUCUAUGUGUUGGUUGUGGUGCUGGGGAGAUACAUCUAUCAGAGAUUCAAGACACCUGAUGUCAUUGGAGAAAUCACAGUCAAAAAUGAAGAUAAAGAUGAAACAGCUAGUGAUGUAGAGGAAACAGGAGACAGCGCAGGUUCUGAGAGUAAGCCCCUGUUGUCCAGUUUACGCUCAGAAACAAGAGGCAAUGUAAACAUCUCCACAGAGAGUAUGGAGAGUAGUCCCGAGGAUCCGAGUCCAUUCCAGCAAUUCCUAUAUGCCAUUAAUCCAAUAGAUACCGAAAACUGGCCAGAAAUGAACCUAAUCAAAAAAAUUUAUGAAGUGUUCAAGUGUCCGAUGGUUUUCCUGCUAGUAAUUACAACACCUGUAGUAGAUUAUGAUGAAGAACUUCACAAGUGGAACCGCUACCUUAAUUCACUACAGCUUACCACAGGACUAUUGUUUGCCUCUCUUGCCACAAAAGUGGGCCUGAACACCAUUGGUAGCAGCUUCCCUGUGUGGGCAUUGGUCCUCAUUAUUGGAGUAGCUCUCAGUCUCCUUGUCUUCUUCACCUCUAAAAACGACCAGCAACCCAAGUAUCACCCGCUAUUUGCCUAUGUGGGUUUCGUGGUGGCAGUCGUCUGGAUCUACUCUGUGGCCAAUGAGGUGGUCAACAUUCUACAGACUUUUGGAGUUGUGUUCAGUAUCAGUAACGCUGUUUUGGGCCUGACUCUGCUCGCAUGGGGAAACAGUAUAGGAGAUUUGAUAGCUGAUACAGUGAUGGCCAGACAAGGUUACCCCAGGAUCGGCAUAUCUGCAUGUUUCGGAGGACCUCUGUUUAAUUUAUUGUUAGGUAUAGGUAUUCCAUUCACAAUAGCAACAAUAAAGAAAGGUGAUUAUGAGCUUUCCAUUACACUAGAGGAGUACGUGUUGGCAGGGUUUUUGGCGCUUAGUUUGCUGACGUCAUUGAUUGUUGUGCCCUUGUCGAAAUUCCGGAUGUCACGUCCUUACGGUAUCGGCCUUAUUGUGUUGUACGUCAUCUUUCUUGUUGUGGCACUGCUCACGGAAUCUAACGUCAUCACAGCGGACAUUAACUGAUUUAUACAGGGAGAUGUUUAAACAUUUGACAGGUUUAUAUCAUCUUGUUAACUUGAGAAAUCCAUAUUUUCUUAAGAAUGAAAUACUCAAGGCAGUUUUGAUCUCAAGCUACUAUUGUUUAGAAAAAAGCCUACCAUCAUAAAACAACCUUAGGAUUUAUUUGCACUUAAACUAGUUUGUAAAAUUGAUAGAGCGAGUUUGAUAUUAGUUUUAUCUUGAUUUUAUGGAAAUGAAUAUGUUGUAUAUAUUUGUUGAUUUAAUUUACAAAUUGCUAGUUACACUAGUAUUCAAUAUGGCAUCUACAUAUAUAUGUUUGAUACUCGGAUUAAGAGUUUCCUUUAAAUCGUGUUUUACAGCUGCAAUACAGCCUAUUAAUAAUUUAUUUGAUUUUGUUAAUGUUAUGCUUAAUUGUACAAAUUAGACAUGAACAUUGUUAUUUAUAUACGUUUGUCGUAGUGAAUUUUAUGAGUUCCUAUCAGUAUUUCAAUGUGUUUCCUAAGUUUGAAACGCGAGAAUGCCGGUGUAUGUUAAACCAGAUUUUGCCAAACACUAAUGGUAUACCCUUGCCAUAUAGUGGAGAGAUCUCAUUGGUUAUAAGACUCACUUCAUCGAAGAACUAAUAUAGCUUUCAUAUUUUAGCAGUAAAAAUUAGAAGUGUUGUUGAAUAUUAAUUUCAUUUUUAUUUUUUAUUAUUUAUUGCAAUGUAGUACAUGUAGUUAAAAACCAAAAACAUGAGACUUUCAAGAACGUGAAACUUGACGUUGUAUGUACGUGGCGGUAAAGAUCGCACCAUUGGGUCCAUUCAUUGCUACAUUAUCUGGACAUAAAAUACUCACUGUAGGAUAUCAUGAAUAGCCAAUACUUAUGUUCAUCGGUUUUAAAAUCAAUUACGUUCAGAAUCAUCUAGAAAUGAUUUAUAGAGUCAAGAUGUCUUUUUUCUGCUUUCGUAUAAGUUUGAUAAAGUGCUAAAAUAUAAUAUGAUUUUAAUGAUGCAGCAUUUAUAAUACUUUAAAUUUUGAAGUAAAUCAAAACAUGAUUUGUUGUAUACAUGUACAUUGUAAGCUUUGUAGCUUUAUGAAUUAAUUAACGGGGCAAAAUUACCCAACAUCGGGUUUUUAGUUUUGAUUAGUACAUUGUAUAUUUAAAGUGCCUUUCAUUCAUUUAUAUUACUGUCUUUUUCAUAUAUUGUCAAUUCUCGGUUAAUUUUCUAACCUGGCUAAUUUUGGACAAAGUUUGGUCAAUUUUUUUUUAUCAAGAUAAGGGACCAAAAGAGACUUGAAUCAGUCGUGAGAAUGCCAAACGUAUGUAUCAUUGUCGCCUUGCUCUUUGUUAUAUUUACGUACUUGUAUAUAUACGAAGUGGUUUUUGUUGAGCAUUAUGCAUUAUAUGUCAUACAUUGUACUGUAUAUAUAUUAAAGAUCCAUCUGUGAUAAGAAAAUACAAUUAAAUUGUUAGGUUGUUUUCAGUAGUAUAUGUUGUAAUUUAUUAAAGUCUGGAUGUGUUCGAGUGCACAUUGAAGUGUCAUCGAUUUAAUGCUCUGAGCUUGAGUGGACUCACCUUGACAACCGUGUACUUUUAUUUACCUGUUUAUAUAAGUAUUCUGUAGGUAAUGGAAUUCAUCGGGUGUAUAAGGAGCUUUUAGAUAAUUGAAUGGCAUAUCCUCAUUAAGACUUAUUGAUUGUUUACGUUCAAUUCUAUUGUUAAAUGAACUUAAUUUGUACAAAUAAUUCUAUAUUUAGAACAUAUACUUUCAAUGAAGAACGAAAAGGGUAAAUUAAUUAGUCAGUCAUUAAUCACGCGCGUGCCUAACUACCGCGUUAAUCCGAUACUAAUCCUAUUAUGGAUUAAGUUUUGUACUAUGAACGACAGCAGGAAUUAUAUCCAAGCUUUAAGUAAACUGCUGUCAUAAGUUUUGUUGGAAGUUUUUGUCGAAUGACCCAAUAAAUUCCGACGUAGUACGAGAGUAUAGCGUUAUAUACCUGCAUUAUUAUAAUCAAUAGCGCCCAUUCUUCUCGUGCAUGUGGACAAACGCUAAUUCGCUGAAACUGAAUUUACUGUGCUAGCGGAACCUCUUUGUGGCGAUUGGCGAACAGCGGUAUAUAGGCGUAAACAAAGCGAAUGUAGACAAAUUAAAAUUUAAACCCCAUCGACAUAUAUUAUAAUAGUUAAAAGAAACAAGUUAAAGCGUGAAGACAGCUUUCCGAACCUGAUACCACGACGAUAAAGACAAGCGCGACCUCUGUGCAUUGCUACCUGUAAGAGGGGUCAACACACAAACAAUCGUAUUUAGGAGUCGUUUCCCCCGCUGUCUUAUCUGCCUCUACUCGUGGAAACCUAGAACCUCACGGGAAAUUCAAGUCCGAUUUUGAUCGAAGGGAUCAAAUUGUGAAUUUUACUUCAGCAAGGAGAAUGUAGGAAUUAUUACUAGUGUUGUUAUAUAGAAAAU
Messenger RNA from Magallana angulata, 4417 nucleotides. Its product is annotated as mitochondrial sodium/calcium exchanger protein-like. NCBI's taxonomy places the organism in Eukaryota, Metazoa, Mollusca, Bivalvia, Ostreida, Ostreidae. Gene Ontology annotation, molecular function: calcium:sodium antiporter activity. Gene Ontology annotation, biological process: transmembrane transport; monoatomic cation transport; intracellular calcium ion homeostasis. The coding region runs from base 85 to 1971 and encodes 628 amino acids. The transcript is spliced from 16 exons. The record is from RefSeq and is a predicted model, not a curated record. Gene Ontology annotation, cellular component: membrane.